GUCACAGUGGCGUGAGGGGCAUGCAGCUCAUUGCUGGCGGCAUCGUUGGGCCAUCCUCUGCCGCUGUGGGCCACUUGCCCAUGCGCGUCGAAUACGUCACGUAUAAGAUGCUCCAGCCUUGAUUCGUGAAUGUUAUCCGCUGUGCGACCGAGUCUUUCCAAAAACGGUCGAUGUUUGCGAACUUUAACCAACUUUCCCGGGGGGCGCGCCGAAGGUUUGGAGCGGCAUUCGCACAAUUUGUCGUGUGCUGAAAGCAUGCCGAAAGCUAUCGUCGAAGAGAGCGCGGACACGGUGUUCACGCCGCAGAUUGGGGUAGACGAUAUGCCCGAUCAUUUUGCCAGCGCCGCCAUCGUGUCCCCGCGGCAAUCCACCGUGCGUGAAUCGGUGAUGGAUCAAUUCUAUGCCAAAGAACUCAAGUACAACGAGAGCUCGAAGAAGUUUGGCGGUCGCAUUCGUACGUGGCCUGGAAUUCUGCUGCUCGUGGCAGUCUUGGCACUUACAGCCGUGCUGUUUACGUACUUUGCCAUCGACGCACACGACCGAAGGCAAGCGUUGGCACUUGCGCUGCAGAGGCGAAAGUUUAAUGCAACCGCCAUCGGCGGAGGCCUUAAUUUGGACGGCGAUGUCUUGAUCGACGUCGACGACGGCGUGAUGGGCAACCCAAAGGUGUACCCCGUCCAGCAAUGCGAGCUGCCAAACUACAUCAGCAAACACAACAAGAUUUAUGCAGUGUCGUCGAAUGGCGUCGAAGUGCCGCUAGCUAUCAAGGGCAUCAACUGGUUUGGAAUGGAAACGUAAGCAUGAUAUCGUGUCAAGGUCCCUGUGUGCUCGUCAACUGGACUCGCUGUCGUAGCGAAGAUGCGAUUCCAUUUGGACUGUGGGCAAACGACCAGAACGGCACCACGGCUUACCAAAUCGCGGCAUUUCUGUCGGCCAACAAAUUCAACAGCGUGCGCCUCCCCGUGGCUGUUUCCAACAUCCUGAACGACGUCAAGCCGGCACGGACCAUGAUCAAUCUGGCCGCGAACCGCGCGUUUGACGUGAGCUCGUAUAUGUCGCUCCUCAAGAGCGUCAUCACGACGCUGGCAUAUCGCAAGAUAUCGGUCAUGAUUUCGAUUCACUCGCUGACGCCGCAGUCGUCGGGUGGGGCGUGGUUCAACGGCGCCAUUUCCAAGGACAUGUUUUUGAAGGCCAUCGACAUGCUCGCCAGUGAGCUGUGCAGUGCCCACUACUGGAACGUCAUCGGACUCGACUUGAAGAACGAGCCGUACGAAUCGACGUGGGGCGACAACGGCCCGAUGGAUUUUCACCAAGGCGCUACAAUUAUUGGGAACCGCAUGCUGUCCAAGUGUCCGCAGUGGCUGGCGUUCGUGGAAGGAGUUGUGGCCGCGCACGAGGUUGAGAUCGACGGUGACACUUACAACUUCUACGACUGGUGGGGUGGUGGCCUGCAGCGCGCCAACGAGUUCCCUGUCCAGCUGUCGAGUCCAAACAAGGUGGUGUAUGCGCCACACUACUACAACCCGGCUGUGUACCCCCAGUCGUAUUUGUUUGGGAAGGGGGGAGUCGUCGGCGGCAACGGCGCCAUGAUCGGGUACAAGGAGCUGCCCGAUUCGGUGCUGCGCCAACGCGUGUCGGCCACGAUGGAUUCCAUGUUUGGCUUCUUGACAAAGUCCCAAGAUGCCGCAGUCGUCCUGGGCGAGUUUGGCGGGCUGUACGCACAAGACUUGCAUCCCAUGAAAACGACGAAGCGGUGCACCGACUUCACCGUCCAAGAGAUCAUGCGCCCUGGCUACGUCGGCGGGUACGUUUGGAGCAUGAAUCCAGAGAGCGCGUACCAGUUCAACCCGUCCGACACGCGUGGCAACUUCGUCGAGGGCGUUCUGAACCUGGACUGGCUCACCGUGAAUACGGAAUUUCUCGCGGCGCUCAAACCACUCGAUCAAAUGGCGGACCUGAAAAUGUUUCCUUGCUUCGACAAACCAGCGUCGCCGUGAAAACGCGACGACUUUGAUUUUAUCAACGGAUUUAGAAAUGUAACAUUGUCAUAACAUGUGGCCGCCGCGGCAUCAGCACACAUUUCUGGGGCACCGGCAGGCUUGGCUUGAAG
Messenger RNA from Aphanomyces invadans, 2110 nucleotides. RefSeq lists its product as hypothetical. Gene Ontology annotation, molecular function: hydrolase activity, hydrolyzing O-glycosyl compounds. Lineage: Eukaryota; Oomycota; Saprolegniomycetes; Saprolegniales; Verrucalvaceae. The transcript has 7 exons. The record is from RefSeq and is a predicted model, not a curated record. Bases 684 to 1997 code for a protein of 437 amino acids.